Anthostomella pinea is the source of this 681-nucleotide messenger RNA. The record is from the annotation of a GenBank genome assembly. NCBI's taxonomy places the organism in Eukaryota, Fungi, Ascomycota, Sordariomycetes, Xylariales, Xylariaceae.
AUGCAUUUCUCGAAUGCUCUUCUCAUUGGUCUGCUCGGGUUCCUGAGCGCGAGUACCAGCCCCACGCAGGGCCUUGUAUCGGCGCGGACUCUGCCCGAGAGGAGUCCUAAUGCGGGUAAAGGAGCCAUCUUGUAUUCUCGAGGUGACAAGAUCUGGCCCAAUAAGCCCAGGAUUGAUAUGAGUCAGAUUACCGACUGCCAUAUCAUCAACCAUGCAUACGAAGUUGACAACAAGGACCAAAACAACCCAGAAGAAUCCUGGGGGAAGGUGUGGCGGGCCAAGGCUCCUGGCUUCGGCGAAGUGAUGUUCAAGUUAGCGGAAGAGGAGUACCUCAUUAACGAGUUGGAGGUCUACAUGGCGGUCGAAGGGGAGUUCAUAGCCCCGGAGUUCCUGGCGCUGGUCACGAAGGAUGAGGAGGUUGUCGGUUUUCUGACUAAACUAAUCGGUGGAGCGACCGCACCCGAAGCCGGGGACGAAGACAGAUGCGUGAACAAGCUGGAGGAUUUUUACCGGAAGACGCGUCUGGUUCAUGGAGACAUUAAGCCGGACCAGUUCAUUUUGACGAGCGAAAAAACAUACCUCAUUGACUUCGAGCUAUCUAGGAAUGGAACGGAGUCGGAAAUGAAUCAUGAGAUCGUUGAGCUGAACAAAGCCUUUGGCGAAAUGCGGAAGAAUUCAUGA